Molecule: messenger RNA, 3571 nt
Organism: Drosophila kikkawai
Lineage: Eukaryota; Metazoa; Arthropoda; Insecta; Diptera; Drosophilidae
Gene: Slmap
Product: Sarcolemma associated protein
Molecular function (GO): protein binding
Source: RefSeq, a predicted model, not a curated record
AAAUUGUUAUGCUGUGUAAUACGUUUCAGUGAUGACCUAAGCGGUCUCUACACUAUUAAUGCACAGUCGCCCUUAUUUCGUAUACGCGUAUUUUUUUUCAGUUAAAAAAAAAAAAAAUGUUAUAAAAAAUAUCUACAAUGUCCUAGCAAACCAUGCAAUAUUCAUACAUAUGUACAUCAUAAAUUUUUUUUAAACUCUCAAAUUGUUUCAUCGUGCGGAGUACGCCAGUCGGUUGUGAAGAGUUGGAAAGCUGAAAACAAUUAAAUCGAAGACAAACGAAAAUAAGGAAAAUUAAACCAGUUGCCCAGUUGAGAAACCUAUUAAGGUUGCAAAAUAUCCACAUAUACAUAAUUCAAGCAGUAAUGGUCUUGGUGAGCAACGAAUGGCUGAACAAUAAGGAUGACGGAAGCCAGAAGCCAAACCCAGCAUCGCCCACAACAUCACCAGCACCAUCACAAAGUGCAGCAGCUUUAAGCAACAGGGUCAAUGCUGGAUCGCUAGCCGGAGGAGAAACAACAGCAUCGACGACUGUAAAGCGGAAGAAAUCCCAGCAGAACAAUACUAACAUGGAUACUAUGAAGAAACUAGAGCCGGACCAGCUCUUUCAACUGAUGGAGCGAGAAAAACACGAGCUGGAGUCGGAGGACGCUAUCAACAACGAGGAGGAGGAAGCUAUGCUAGAAAACCAAGAAAACAACAACAUACAACUUUGCUGCGAUUCCAACACAAGCACAUUGCAGAGUGCUAGCUGUCCCGAUCGCCGGACUACAUCGCCUCAGCAGAUGCUACAUAUGGCUAUGAACUCUGUACUGAACGCCAACAAUGCAAACAGUGUUGGGGUAGGAGUACCUUCAACGGCAAGUCUGUUCAAUUCGCUGAGUGCACUCCGUGAACCGCCGGCAGCACAAGACUGCGGUACUUUGCUAAUAGCGCCUGGGCCAGCAAACACCGACUUGGAGGCGUCUACCGGUACAGGUGAAGCAAAAAUCGUACUGCAUUGUGAGGCUAAGUCACACAAGUUCGAGACCCGAUCGAUACUUCUACAGCCGAACCAGGAGUGCAAGGUGGGCCGUCUUAUUGCCAAGAGUAAGGCGAGCGAGAACAAUGCGAUUUUUGAUUGCAAGGUCUUGUCUAGAAACCAUGCAAUGCUCUGGUAUACGGCGGAUGGACGUUUCUGGGUCAAAGACACCAAAUCGAGUAACGGAACUUUUAUUAAUGACAACAAGCUAGGCAAUGAUCCAGCUGAGUUGCAUUAUGGCGAUAGCGUCAAGUUUGGCGUUGAGGUGAUAGAAAAUUCGCGACAGGAAGUGCACGGCUGCAUUAUUGCCCGUGUCACAUUGUUUUUACCUGAUGGCCGUGAAGCCAUUUCGAUUGAAUCUGAGCAGAUGCUGUUGUUGACGGGGCCCAAUCGCAUCAGCUUUGACGAAAUCCAGCGCCUAAAUUCUUUCCUUCAAGAAGCGGCGCAGCGGGAAAAGACACUGAAGGCAAAGCUAAGUAGCUUGCAGGGGGUUCUCGAUUCGACGCGGAAGAACUCUGCCAUGUGUUGGCAAAGCAUGAUAACUGAGGAUCAGUUAAUACACAAGAUAAAUCUUUUGGAAAAAAAAUUACAGAUGAUGGAAAAAAACGUCCCGGAGAAUACAUUACGAAAUGAGAUUGUUAAGAUGCUCGAGGACAAGACCACAUACCAGUUGACUGCCAAAGAGGCCUUGCGCAAAGUCUAUCAAGAGCGCUGUGAUGCCAUGCAAAUGUAUUCAAAAAUGGAGAUGGCCUAUGCCACCACAGAGAAUGAGUGCGGAAUAUUGCGCGCUCAAAUUGUCACUUCGAAGCAGGCAUUGCAGGACUAUGAUGCCCGGAUAGAAGCGCUUCAGAAAGAGUUCGUCGAGUAUAAGCAGGAGUCCCUGCGUCAGCAGAAAGAGGCUAAAGAUCAAGAGGAGCAUAAUUUGGGGGAGUUAAAGGAGCAGUUGGUCACACAGGACCGUGAAAUGGAUGAACUGCGUCUGCAGGUCUCACAUCUUCAACGGACUAUUGCCGAGCAUGACAGCGAACAGAAGUUACUGGAGCAGAAUGUCUUGGAACAAUUGGACUCCGUUAUACCCGACGAUGAUGAUGAACGUAACGACGAUGAAGACGAUAAUGACGAUAACCAUGCCACCAGUUCCGAAGAAAAUUCUGAUGUGCCGGAGAAGGACGGAUGUAUUAAGUGGACAGAUAAACUGAAAAAGGGCAAGAAGUCCAAACUAAACGAAGUCGACCUGAAAAACAAAGUAAUUCGAAAGUCUAGCGUAUUGAAGUUGCUAAAGAAUUCCGAUCUCAACAAGGGAGAAGGCGGCUCCGCAUUGCUGAGAGCCAUAUUUAAUGAUAACGAUGAUGAUGACUCCCAGUCUUCGUUUGUACCAGCUGAGCUUAGUGCAGGCAUUAAGCGAGAUGCAGCUGAUGAAACCGCCAGCGAUGAGUUUAUUCAUAACUCGCCCAAGCACAUGCAGCUUAAUGGCACCAAUGAAACGUCGGAAAUUGAGCUUUCUGAGGUUCAUAAGUUACAGAGCCAAGAAACUAUUGUGUGCCACGAAAAGGAAGAUAAUUUUCUGCCGGAUUUGCCCACACACCAAGCCAUCGAAAUGUUACAGGUGGAAUGUGAUAUGUACAAGGAAAAGACCGCUCGCCUAACUGGCGAUAUUCACUCUAUGCAAGAACAGAUCGAACAGCUAAAGAACCAGCUUGAAUUGGAGAUUGAGUGCAACGCCAAACUUCGGUCCCUCGAAGAUCAAUCUGAAAAACUAAUCGAAAAACAGCAGCGGAUGUCAUCGGGCCAGGACGGCACGGAAGAAACUUGGAAUGACGACAUCGCAACUAUGAACAGUUUGCAGAUGGAGCGUGAGGAGGAACUUAUUGUUUACAAGGAAAGAUUGGAACAGUUGGAGAUAAGCAACAUGCAACUUCGCACUGAAAUAUCGAACCUUCGCCUUAACCAGCAGCAGCACUUGCAAACUGGCAACAAACAAAUUCUACUUCAACGAGUCCUGCCCAUAGGCUGUGUAGUUUUUGCUGCCCUUCUUUGCUACUUUAUCUCCAAUCGUAUUUAAGUAGUUAAAACUAAAGACUAUCAAACCUACACUAAAUGAUAUGGGAAACAAUGGGAGUUUGAGCUGUUGGAGCCACUUGCUUCUUGUAGUUUUCAUGAGGAGGUGCAAAUGUGGAUAGUUGGGAGCAUUUGCAAACAUAAUAAUAUAAUUUUUGCUUACUUUUUGUUCAAGAAUCCUUUCAGCGCAAAAUUAAGAGUCGUAAAUUCGAAUAUAAGCGAAUAAUAAACAAAUAAUCGAAGAACUCAUCUAAAUUUAAAUCGAACUUUAUUUUAGUUAUUUUCAAAACUGGAGCAUUUAAAGUCGUUCCAAGAGGAAGGCAUGAUUUAAGCUAGUAUUAGGUUUAGUUACGACAUUGUUUAACCCUAACCCUUGUUUAAUAUGCUAGACGUUGCAUUAUGUAUUUAUGUAUUUCUUAGCCUAUUUGUAUUAUCAUGUCUGUAUGUACGAAACUGAAACAAUAAAUUUAGCUAACGCUUGCGUAAAAAAUUUAA